Molecule: messenger RNA, 2075 nt
Organism: Dermacentor andersoni
Lineage: Eukaryota; Metazoa; Arthropoda; Arachnida; Ixodida; Ixodidae
Gene: csul
Product: protein arginine N-methyltransferase 5
Biological process (GO): peptidyl-arginine N-methylation; regulation of DNA-templated transcription
Cellular component (GO): nucleus; cytosol
Source: RefSeq, a predicted model, not a curated record
UUCCACACCAUGUUCCACACGCAUCCCCGGCUAGUUUAAACAUGGCGGCGCGGGGCAAUGUGUCCUGUGGAAUAGACCUACACUUUGCAGCGGACUUGCCAGAAGCGAUAAUUUCUGCCGGAAAUGCCGGGUACAAAUUUGUGACAGUGGACAUCAGCCAUCCACGAUCACGGCAAGAAUGUCUCCUGCCCAAUCCCAAGUCAACCCCUAUGCCUUUUUCACGUUCAGACCUUGUAUUACCAUCACAAGAUUGGAGCUCUUUGGUGACCCUCAGGGUUUCUAAAUGGAUUGAUGUGGAUUCACCUGUUGAAUCCUUCAGGAAAACGUGCGAGAAGGUGCUGUACCAGGAGCUAUGCUAUGCAGCGCAUGUGGGUGUGCCAGCUAUCCUUGUGGAUGUGCGCAGCCGGCAUUGUGUUAACCUGGCUCGAAUGCUACACAACUACAUAAUGGCCUCUACUGCCUACCAGUUGAUGUUCCAGGCCUGGCUUGUUAUUCCCAUGGAGGCACCUUCUGUACAGAGUCAGCGCCACCUGUGCUCAUUGUCCAAAGAGGACCGUGAGUGUGACAAUGAUGACAACAACAACCUUGACAGGAUAAGUCAUGAUGAGGACCCUUGGGAAUGGUGGAAUGUCAUUAGGAGUGUGGCUGGCGCAGAAAAACGCAUAGGUGUAGCACUUCGACUGACGGCUGACGUGCCGUCCGAGCAGACAUUGCGUCGCUGGUUGGGGGAACCUGUCCGGUGUAUUGUGAUAAGCACCUCAGUCUUCCUGACCAACAAAAGGGGCUUUCCUGUUCUAUCCAGGGCUCACCAAGCAGUUAUUCAUCAGUUUUUCAAGCUUGGAAGCCAGCUGAUUGUUGAUGGAAGCUGUCGUCAUGAGCACAUGAGGCUCUACUAUCAGUACCUCGAUCACCUUUUCAAUACACAACCUCCAGAUGACCCUUUGUGUGAAUUUGCCAAAGGCUUUGAGGACUACCUGCAAACACCACUUCAACCCCUCAUGGAUAACCUGGAGUCUGUGACAUAUGAAAUUUUCGAAAAAGACCCAGUGAAGUACACAGAGUACCAGAGGGCUAUGUACCUUGCUCUCAUGGACAAAGGUGCUGAAGUUGGCAAGGACACAGAAAUCAUCCUCAUGGUUCUGGGUGCUGGAAGAGGUCCUCUUGUGAGAGCAGCGCUGAAUGCAGCUGAGUCGGCAAGCCAGAAAGUUCGUCUCUAUGCAAUUGAAAAGAACCCAAAUGCAGUGAUCACGUUACUUACACAGAAGGCCGAGUUAUGGAAGGACCUAGUGACUGUAGUGUCAUGCGACAUGCGUGAUUUUGAGGCUCCUGAGAAAGCAGACAUUCUUGUCUCUGAGCUGCUGGGUUCCUUUGGUGACAACGAGCUCUCUCCAGAGUGUUUGGAUGGUGCGCAGCGUUUCUUGAAAGAUGAUGGCAUCAGCAUUCCUUGCCAGUACUCCUCAUACCUGUCACCACUGCAGUCUUACAAGCUCUACACAGAAGUGGCAGCACUAAGGGAGAAGGACAAGCAUCCUCUGACUCCCUACGAAGUGCCUUAUGUGGUGCGUCUGCAUAAUGUUACUGAGCUUUCGGAACAUCAACACUUGUUUACUUUUGUCCAUCCAAACAAAGACAAAGUGGUUGACAACAGUAGGUACAAGUUUCUGCGCUUUAAAAUCAAGGACACCAACGUCUUGCAUGGAUUUGCAGGAUACUUUGAUACAGUGUUGUACAAAGAUGUCGUCCUGAGCAUCUGUCCAAACUCCCAUUCACCUGGCAUGUUCAGCUGGUUUCCUAUAUUUUUCCCUAUAAAGGAGCCCAUCCGUCUGCAAAAGGGUGCAAUACUAGAGGUGCACUUUUGGCGGUGUGUGACUCCACGCAAAGUGUGGUAUGAAUGGCUGGUGUCGGAGCCGGAAGUUGGAACUGUCCACAAUCCGUGUGGUCGCUCUUACACUAUAGGGCUUUGACUAAGCCUAACUGGAAUGCAAAAUAAAUGUACAAGUUGUGCAUAAGUUCUUGACAUUUUGUUGCCAUACUGUUAAGCAACAGUAUGAUUAAAGUACCGAUUUCCAUUUCUC